This is a messenger RNA of Rhododendron vialii, 3471 nucleotides long. RefSeq lists its product as uncharacterized. The transcript has 3 exons. The coding region runs from base 245 to 2674 and encodes 809 amino acids. Lineage: Eukaryota; Viridiplantae; Streptophyta; Magnoliopsida; Ericales; Ericaceae. The record is from RefSeq and is a predicted model, not a curated record. Gene Ontology annotation, biological process: defense response to other organism.
UGACUCUUCAACGACUUCUUCAUUCUUCCCAAAUACUCCUGCCAUCCUUUGCAAGUAAGCACUGCACUGCACUGCACUCACCACAGAUCCGAUGAUCUCAUGGCAUUAGACAAAGAUAUCCCCAUCUUCAACAUCUUCUCUAUAAAUCACUCCCUUUGAAACACCCAUCACUCUCAUCUGCUCGACUCUCUCUCUCUCUCUCUCUCUCUCUCUCUCUCUCUCCCAUAAAAAACAAACCACAAAAAUGUCCACCAAAGCCGCCUCCAUGCCGUCACAUAACCCCUCCACCUCCGGCACCCACGAGAUCGUGCCCACCAAAGACACCGACCCCCCUUCCUCCUCCAUUUCCACCAACCCAGUCCAACCCCCGCCGACCAACGACGACGAAGAAAAUUCAAAGCCAGUAAAAGGCGCAAAUCAACGAGAAUCCGAGGACGAAUACUCCAAGGCGACUUCUCUGUGCUUUCCUUUCAAAUUCAAGCACCGAAAUCCAAAACCCAAAUCAGUUAACAACGGUAGCAGCAACGAAAACGGGCCAAAUGACGGCAACGCUGACGGCGGAGGAGGCCAUAGUGUGCCUAAGCAGCUUUCGAGAUUGGUCGAAGCAGAUCUGAAAUUCAUUGAGAAAGCAUCCGAGAGGAUUACGGCUUGCCAAGACGACAUCAAUACAGUGAAAGAGAGGUUCAACAAGCUCAACCCAGAUACCGGAAGUGAAAAAGAUUACAGGGACUUGAAGAAAAUUGUCAAGAAAUUAAAGCAUAAGAUCUCAUCCCAACACAAGGAUGAGCACGAGAGCCAUCUGUGGGCGGAUGGUGGUGCAAAGGCCAACGGAACUAGUGCAGACUUUGAUUUUGAUCAAAAACUUAACUUGACGAAGAAUGCGGCGUUUGAGUUAACCCUUGCGUUCAAAGAAUUUGAGGCGAGUUACCAUGAGCUCAGCAUGGAGUUGAAGCUGUGUCUCCUUAGUUUCUCGAUAUUCCCGGAAAAUGCUGGGAUCAAGAAAAGGGUCAUGAUAUACUGGUGGAUGGGAGAGGAGUUUGUACCUCCCCUAGAAGCGAGCAACAACAAUAUGACUGUGGAGCAAUUUGCCAAUGACUACUUUAAGAAACUUGUUGCAAAGGGAUUUGUUGCGCCCGUGCACGAAAAGCGCAGGCAUGGGGAGUACAUAUGCAAGAUGGACCCUUUUGUCCGCUCUAUGGUGAUUAAGCUUGCCAGGAGAGCUAACUUCUUCGAUUUUGAUGAUGUGGGCAACAUUACAGAGGAUGACUAUAGUUCUCUCUGGGCCUGCUUAAUGGGCAAAGGUAAAGGGUUAUCUAAUAUUAAGUGUUUAGAAAAACUUCAUGCCCUGUUCAAUCUUAAUGAAGAUAUUCUUGAAUUCACGCCCGAAUUGUUUGCAAAGAUGGAAAACGUCAAUGUUCUUUAUUUGGGAAGGUGGCAGACACGGGCUGUGCAUCACAUAGAGGUUGAGGACACCAAAACUUUAAAGAUGAAAAAUGCAAACGUUUUGGAUGGGUUGGAAAAGGCCAAACACCUUAGGUUUUUGAGUCUUCAAGGAAUAUCUAGAAUUGUGCAGCUUCCCGAGUCCAUUUCGAAGCUUGCGAGUCUUACGAUCCUUGAUAUUAGGGCUUGUCACAACCUUGAGGUGAUUCCAGAAGGCAUUGGGUUGCUCAAGAAUUUGACACACUUGGACAUGUCGGAGUGUUACCUUUUAGAUCAGAUGCCCAAGGGACUUGCAUUGCUCUCCAAACUCGAAGUCCUCAUUGGCUUUGUGGUUGGAGAUUCUGAUCCAAAAACCUCCUGCAAUCUUGUGGAUUUGGCAAAAUUAAAAAACCUCCGCAAAUUGUGCAUUCACACUGGUGACGAUGAUUUUCCAUCAAAUAAAGAUCUGGGUGCUUUGAAUGAGUACCAAAAACUUAAGAAGCUAACAAUCGCGUGGGGAAGGGGCUCUGCACGAUCUAAGGCUGCUGAAACUGACAAGCAAGAUAACAGUGGAGGAAAUAGAAAGGAAAACAAAAAGAAAGACCAUGAUGAAACCGAACAAGGUACUGAAGCUUCCAAUAAAUCGGUUCAAGGAUCUCUAAGAGGAACCUCUACCUCUAAGCAAUUGCCAGGCACCCCAAAUAGAGGAAGUGGAGAAGACAGCAAAAGCAGAGAUAUUAGUGGUAAGCGAUUGCCAAGGGCGCUGACUAAAGGAAAUAGAGACGAUGGGAAAAACAAAGAUGGCAGUGAACCAGCAACACUGGCUGCUGAGAAAUCAAAAUUCCAAAACUUUGUGCAAAGAUCGUUAACUUUUAACAGAGUCCCAGAGGCGCCAGCCGAGCCGGUGCCUCCUGUGCUUACCUUGGGACUGACAAAACUGGACCUUCAGUGUUUCCCCAAGAUGACUCCACCAAAAUGGCUGAGCGCUAGCAAGAUGACGAAGUUAGAGAAGCUCUAUGUCAGAGGAGGCAAAUUCUCUGAUCUGGGUCAAUUCCAAGAUUUUGAAGGCAAGGAGAAAAAGGACCUGUGGUUGGAAGUGAAGGUACUACGUCUUAAGUACUUGAUUGAAUUAGAGAUGGAUUGGCGACAACUGCAGGAUUUAUUUCCCAAAUUGGAGUACUUGGAGAAGGUAAAAUGCCCGAGACUCACUUUAUUCCCAUGCGACGAGAGCGGAUUUUGGAUGAAGAGAAAAUAAGGAGAGCAAUUCAAACAAUGUAUGCCAAGAAUAAGCUACGAGCCUCUCUCGAAAGGAGGAAAAAAACGAAAGAAAGAAAAGAAACCCUAGCCGCCUUGCUCUCUUCGUCCCCCUCCCUCUCCCAUGGGUAUUCGUCACCCUUAUGCAGCGGCGGGAGGAGGGCUCUGCCCUUGGGUGUUUCUCUCCCUUCUCGGUGAUGGUUUUUCUCACUUUCAAUAACCUCUGCUUUUCAGCGAGGGUUCAAGUUUUAGAGUUUCUUUGUGUUUUUCCUCUUUCCUUUUUCUCAACUUCUUCUUCGUCACCAAAGUGCCGUUUCAAGUUCCGACAAUGGUGGUGGUGGUGGUCCAAUGACAAACUUGAUUGGCUUGCUUGCCUUUGCUACUAAGGGUGUGUGGGUUGUGUUUUCUUGUCUUUGAAUGGAUUUCGUGGUGCCAUUACUUUGUUUUGAAUCCAAGCAACACUUGGGGGCAUUUGGUCUCUAUCUUUGACUUGCACUAUAGCCGAACUUGUUUUUGGUGUGCUUUGCAGUUUGUGUUAAUAGCUUUAGCCUCGUGUCUAGAUGAUAGACAUCGGUCUGUAUUCUAUUUUUAUGUGUUUUAUUUGCUAGAAGCCUCGUGUCUAGACCAUAGACAUCGAUCGGUCUGUAUUCUAUUUUUAUGUGUUUUAUGCGCUAGAAGUGUUUGUUGUAUUAUCAUUGUAUUUUCUGUUGGAAUCCAUUGUAAGUGCCGCGUUGCUUUCCUGUUAAUGGAUAUAUUUAGUUGAUCCAAAAAAAAAAAAAACUCCUUCACAUUGUAAAU